This is a messenger RNA of Bombina bombina (fire-bellied toad), 5245 nucleotides long. RefSeq names its product Wnt family member 16 (gene WNT16). Gene Ontology annotation, cellular component: extracellular region. Bases 1 to 1131 code for a protein of 376 amino acids. NCBI's taxonomy places the organism in Eukaryota, Metazoa, Chordata, Amphibia, Anura, Bombinatoridae. The transcript is spliced from 4 exons. Gene Ontology annotation, molecular function: cytokine activity; frizzled binding. The record is from RefSeq and is a predicted model, not a curated record. Gene Ontology annotation, biological process: multicellular organism development; cell fate commitment; canonical Wnt signaling pathway.
AUGGAGAAGAGGACUCCUUUUGGAUUAUUACAUUUAUGUAUUCUUUUGACAACUUUGAUGGCAAUACUCCCUUGUACUCAAGGAAACUGGAUGUGGCUCGGCAUCACAUCUUUCGGUGUGCCAGAAAAGAUUGGCUGCAAUAAUUUACCGCUCAGUGCCCGUCAGAAGGAUUUGUGUAAGAAGAAACCAUAUUUAUUGUCCAGCAUCAGGGAAGGAGCAAGACUGGGAAUUCAUGAGUGCAGGAACCAAUUCAAGCAUGAAAGGUGGAACUGCUCUAUUUCACCCACCAUAACCACUUCUAGUUCAUCAUUAUCCUUAUCAAUUCUGUCUUCAUCUUUAGUUUCAGCUAAUUCAAUCUUUGGCUACGAGCUGAGCAGUGGCACAAAGGAAACAGCAUUUAUUUCUGCCGUGACCGCAGCAGGUCUGGUACAUUCAGUGACAAGAUCCUGCAGUGCCGGAAAUAUGACAGAAUGUUCAUGUGACACGAGUCUGCAGAAUGGUGGUUCUGCCAGUGAAGGAUGGCACUGGGGUGGCUGUUCAGAUGAUCUGCAAUAUGGAAUGUGGUUCAGUAGAAAAUUUCUUGAUGCCCCAUAUAAAAAUGAAAGUGGUCCAGAGUCUGAUGUAUUAAGAACAAUGCACCUACAUAAUAAUGAAGCUGGCAGACAGGCUGUGGUUAAGCUGAUGGCAGUGGAUUGUCGUUGCCAUGGUGUUUCUGGGUCAUGUGCUGUCAAGACCUGCUGGAAAUCCAUGUCUUCAUUUGAAAAGAUUGGCAGUUAUCUUAAGGAUAAAUAUGAAAGCAGCAUCCAGAUAUCCGAGAGACUGAAACGAAAGGUACGGCGUAAAGAGAAGAAUUAUCGAAAGAUUCCUAUCCGGAAAGAGGAACUUGUGUACACCAAUCGGUCUCCUAAUUAUUGUGUAGAGGAUAGGAAAUUGGGGAUAUCCGGGACCCAUGGACGGGAAUGCAGUCGGACUUCCGAUGGACCAGAUGGCUGCAACCUUCUUUGCUGUGGCCGCGGUUACAAUACACAUGUUGUUAGAAAUGUUGAAAGAUGUGAAUGUAAAUUUGUGUGGUGCUGCUACGUGCGAUGCAGACGAUGUGAAAGCGUGACUGAUGUUCAUACCUGCAAAUAAUGUUUUCCUGAAAACAAAAGAAAUCAAAAGGACAAACUUUGUUGUUUUUGCACAUUAGAGAACAACAUAUUAACUUGUUAGGGAUCACCUGGAUGUGCAUAAAUGUCACACAAGUCCGCAAUUUAAGGACUACAAUAAUGUAUAUACAUGUCCAAUACAGGUCUGUGCAUUUCUCACAGCUAAGGUCAUAGGGCAUAUGCAGGUACACAGUUGGCUUGUGAACCUCUGAACCAAUCAGGAAGACAUCAACAUAACACAGCAAACCAAUGUUCACUAUAAAACUUAUAUGCAAAAAUACUCAAGUCAAUAAAUAGCAGUAGAUACCCCUGUGUAAUUCAGUGGGCCAUGCUGGGUAAUAUAUUAACAUCCUGCUUGUAAAUAAUGUGCCCUGUGCAAGUGUCAUACACUCAUAAUCAAGAAGGAUAAAGGUGCAGUAUUAGAAGUGGCAGUCUGAAGAUGAAUAUACCAGCAGUGGGAAUUCCACAGUGCACAGAAGAUCUGAUGCUAAAUAUACAUUUCAGCUACUAUUUAAAAUGUAGCAUAAAUGUUUUGCAACUACAAUAGUUACUUAAUAAAGAGAGAUGGGAGUCAAAAUUAAACUUUCGUUAUUAGGAGAGUGAGCGCACAUGAUAAGGAGGGAGAGCACACAUGAUUAGGAGAGGGAGCGCAUAUGUUUAGGAGAGUGGGUGCAUAUGUUUAGGAGAGUGUGCGCACAUGUCUAGGAGAGUGUGUGCACAUGUUUAGGAGAGUGAGCACAUAUGUUUAGGAGAGUGUGCGCACAUAAUUAGGCGAGUGUGCGCAUAUGAUUAGGGGAGUGUGUGCAUAUGAUUAGGGGAGUGUACGCACAUGAUUAGGGGAGUGUGCGCACAUGAUUAGGAGAUUCAGCAUACAUGAUUAGGAGAGUGAGCGCAUAAUUAGGAGAAUGAGUGCACAUGAUUAGGAGAGUGUGAACAAAUAAUUAGGAGAGAGAGCGCACAUGAUUAGGAGAGUGUGCCCACAUGUUUAGGAGAGAGAGUGCACAUGAUUAGGCAAGAAAGUGCACAUGAUUAGGAGAUUCAGCGCACAUGAUCAGGAGAGUGUGCUCACAUGUUUAGAGAGAGAGCGCACAUGAUUUGGAGAAUGAGCGCACAUGAUUAGGAGAGUGUGCGCACAUGAUUAGGAGAUUCAGUGCACAUGAUUAGGAGAGAGAGUGCACAUGAUUAGAAGAUUUAGAGCACAUGAUCAGGAGAGUGUGCCCACAUGUUAAGGAGGGAGAGCGCACAUGAUUAGGAGAGUAAGUGCACAUGAUUAGGAGAGAGAGCACACAUGAUUAGGAGAAUGAGUGCACACGAUUCGGAGAGAGAGUGCACAUGAUUAGGCCAGAAAGUGCACAUGAUUAGGAGAUUCAGAGCACAUGAUUAGGAGAGUGUGAGCAAAUAAUUAGGAGAGAGAGUGCACAUGAUUAGGAGAAUGUGCCCACAUGAUUAGGAGAGUGUGCGCACAUGAUUAGGAGAGUGUGCGCACAUGAUUAGGGGAGUGAGUGCACAUGAUUAGGAGAGAGAGUGAACAUGAUUAGGAGAGUGUGUGCACAUGAUUAGGAGAGAGUGCGCAGAUAAUUAGGAGAGAGAGUGAACAUGAUUAGGAGAGAGAUUGCACAUGAUUACGAGAGAGAUUGCACAUGAUUACGAGAUACAGUGCACAUGAUCAGGAGAGUGUGCACACAUGAUUAGGAGAGAGAGUGCACAUGAUUAGGACAUGAUUACGAGAUUCAGUGCACAUGAUCAGGAGAGUGUGCACAAAUAAUUAGGAGAGUGAGUGAACAUGAUUAGGAGAGAGAUCGCAGAUAAUUAAGCGAGAGAGUGAACAUGAUUAGGAGAGAGAUCGCACAUGAUUACGAGAUUCAGUGCACAUAAUCAGGAGAGUGUGCACACAUGAUUAGGAGAGAUAGUGCAAAUGAUUAGGAGAGAGUGCAGAAUAUAUAUAUAUAUUUUUUUAUUUUUUUUUUUUAAAAAAGCAAAAAACAAAAAAAAAACAGUUUACAAAGUAUUCUUGUUGAACUUCUCUCUUUUCCAGGAGAACAUACUGAAGUAGGCUCAGGAGUGUGCAUGUGUUUGUAGGAAUGCAUAGCAGCUGUUUUUUUCCCAACAACGUUUGUAAAAAUGUUUUACACAAACUGCAGAAGACACAUGCACACUCAUGAGCCUACUUCAGAAUGCUCUCAUGGAAAGUAGCUAAGUUCCAACAAAGAAUACCAAGUGAAAGGAGUAACUUAAAUUUGAUAAUACAAUUCAAAUGGGAAGGUUUUUUGUUGUUGUUUAAUUGUACAUUGUAAUUCAUAGAACUGUAAAUCUGACUUUAAUUUCUCUUUAAGUCAUUAAAAAGUCAUCUGUGCGCUCAUAGGGCCCCAUGAUCUUUUCAGUGGACGGACAAGGUUCCUGAUUUAAGCACCAUUCUGCAAGCCUUUGCGAUGAAUGACACUGCCAGCAUAUACAAUUGCAAGGGCUCCAUAGCAGCAUCCACUACUUAGUACAUGAAGCCCAUAAUAUGUGGAAUACAAGCUAGAUUCUAGUCUUAUAAAGAUUUUUCAUAAACCUCUAUGUUCAUUUUCACAGUAAUGCCUUAUAGAAUCUAUCAUUCAAACUUAGCCACAAACAUGACAAGGGUUUAUUAUAUUCACUUUUGCAUAUAAAUUAAUCUGGAAUAAUUCACUCAUGUUCAAGAAAUGUCAUUGAUCCUAAAACUUACUCCUUUGUAACCAUGAAGGGGUUAAUGUGAAAACCUUUUUUAUUACAGUAACCAAAUAACUAAAAUCACACAAUUGCAUAGUCAUUUUUAUUUAUUUACACACAAUUGUAAUAAAUAGGGAAAAGUUGAUUUAAGUGAAUGGCACACUGGGAAAAAAAAUAACCCUAGUUUUAUGGUAAUCAUCAAGAAAAUGCUAAAGAAAAUUCAUAUUUUUGCUAAAUGGGUUUGAAGAGCAUUUAUAAAUAAACAAUUUGUUUUCAGUCAUUUUACUUAUCAGUGAGGGUAAAAUAAAAGGGACAUGAAACCAUAUUUUUUUUUCUAUUUCAUGAUUCAAGUAGAGCAUGAAUUAUUAAAAAAUCUCCCUAAUUCUAUUAUCAAAUAUUAUUCAUUCUUGGUAUCUUUUGUUGAAAAGCAGAGACUUACGCUCAGGAGCAUGCACGUGUCUUGAGCACUAUAUAGCAGCACUUAUGCAAGAAUGUUAAAGAAUGUUAGCACUAUUUCCUGCCAUGAAGUGUUCCAUUCUUACCCUGGGAACAAAGCAAAUUUAAUAGCAGAAAUAAUUUAGAAACUUUUUUGUACGCUCAAUCUGCAUCACAAAAUAAAAAUAUAGGGUUUCUUAUUACUUAAAAAAAAUGUAGCUAAACUGUUGAUACAUUUCUAGAUACUUACUAUAAGAUUGCUAUAAGUUUAUUCUUUCACAACUCCUUAAAAGGACAGAUUUUAAGAAUUUUUCUUUUAAGCCAAUCAUAGACUAAGUCACCUGAGCACAGAAAAAGCUGGUGUGGGAAAUACUGCUUUGCUUUGUGGAAUGUAAUUGUUUCUUCUCAGUAAAAAUAGAGAUGUAAUAAGUAUUGCAAAACUUAAAAGCUUUUAACAGGCUAAUGUAGUUAAAAAAGACAUAAAACACUUCUUGAUUACAAGAUCUUUUUUUCUGUAAUCUUGCUAUAAAGUAACAUUCCAACCAAGUGCAAAAACCUUCUGAAUACAUUAACAUCAUAUUUGCUACAAUGGAUUUUAAUGGCUAUACUCUCCACACCACUUCUCUUAUUUGGAAGAGUUAAUCCAGAUUUGUUACUGGAGAAGACAAAGCUUGCCACAGUCAUUUUGUUUGCAAAACAUGCAUUUAAUUGUUGUAUCUUAUCUGAUGCUAACAUGCUAUUUAAAAAAUCUAUAUAUGUAUAUACAACUCUGUAUACUAUUUUAAUGUACAGCAACUUGUGUGUGCUGUGAUGCACCCCAAGAAAAUGUUUUAUAUCCCAAGAAUUAUUUAGUGUAGAAAAUUAGAGCAGCUUAAAAGUUCUUAAAAAGAAACAAACAACAAAAAAAGUAAACAAAAAAUAUUUUUUAGAAAUAAUAAAAUUGAUCAUAUUAUUCAGUUUUGUAUUUAUAU